Molecule: messenger RNA, 2810 nt
Organism: Vespula pensylvanica (western yellowjacket)
Lineage: Eukaryota; Metazoa; Arthropoda; Insecta; Hymenoptera; Vespidae
Gene: Fim
Product: plastin-2
Exons: 5
Coding region: 249-2144 (631 amino acids)
Biological process (GO): actin filament bundle assembly; actin filament network formation
Cellular component (GO): cytoplasm; actin filament bundle; actin filament
Molecular function (GO): actin filament binding; calcium ion binding
Source: RefSeq, a predicted model, not a curated record
GUCGCGACUUCGCUUAGUUUGGACGUAGCUUCGAAGGACUCCUUAGAUCUCGUCAUAGAAAUAUAAUCGUAUCGUAGAAUUUCGUCGUGCCAUUGUUAAAUAUCACAGGCACGACGAAUAGAAGAUAUAAAAAAAUAGGAAAAAGGGAAGAGAAGGUGAGAGAGUGGGCACAUAUCGAGCUAAUAGAGAGAAGAGAAAGGAAGGCGGAAGGAUUAUAUAUAUAUAUACGUAUAUAUAUAUUCGACAACAUGGCCACCGCGAUCGACGACCGACAGGAACUCCUUGAACAAUUUCAAGCUAUCGAUGCAAACGGCGAUGGAUUUAUCGAUCUGGCUGAACUGCGGAACGCUUUGGACGUUUGCGGAUUUAAAAUGCCCGGCUAUAAAGUGCGGCAAAUGAUCGAGGAGUAUGACGACAAACAGAGACUACAACACAAGGGCCGGCUGUCCUUCGACGAGUUCGAGAAACUCUGUAAGGAACUUAAGGCCAACGAACUUGGGUCCACUUUCAAGCACGUCGUCUCGAAAAAGGAGAAUCUUGAAACGUUGGGAGGAAUUUCGGAAGCAUCGAGCGUUGGUACGACUCAUUCCGUUAGACUUGAAGAACAACUUGCUUUCAGUGAUUGGAUCAAUACUAAUCUUGCUCACGAUCCUGAUUUAAAACAUUUGUUACCUAUCGACUCUGAAGGUAAAGCUCUUUAUGACAAAGUCAAAGACGGUAUCCUUCUUUGUAAAAUCAUCAAUCAUUCUUGCCCCGAUACUAUAGAUGAAAGAACUAUCAACAAGAAGAGUUUGACUUUGUAUAAGAAACAUGAAAACUUGACUCUUGCUUUAUCAUCGGCACAGUCUAUUGGUUGCAAUAUCAUCAAUAUCGAUGCCCAUGAUCUUACCAAAGGAUCACCACACUUGGUCUUAGGUCUCUUAUGGCAAAUUAUUAGAAUUGGUUUAUUUAAUCAAAUUACUUUAGAGAAUUGUCCUGGUUUGGCAACACUUUUACAAGAUGGCGAACGUAUUGAAGAUCUUCUGAAACUUUCUCCGGAGUCCAUACUCUUAAGAUGGGUCAAUCAUCAUUUAGAAAAUGCUGGUAUCGCUAGAAGAUGCAACAAUUUCCAAUCGGACAUCACGGAUUCUGAAAUUUAUACUUACUUGAUCAAACAAAUUGCACCUAAUACCGCUGGCGUCACCGUGGAAGCUUUAAUGGAACCAAAUCAUUUGUCACGAGCUGAAAUCAUGCUCCAACAGGCUGCAAAAUUAGGUUGUCGUAGCUUCGUUACGCCUAGUGACGUUGUCAAUGGCAUUUAUAAACUCAAUCUGGCAUUCGUCGCAAACAUGUUUAACAAUUAUCCUGGCCUCGAUAAGCCUGAGAACAACAUCGAAGGAUUGGAGUCUUUGGAAGAGACACGAGAAGAGAAAACAUAUAGGAAUUGGAUGAAUUCUAUGGGUGUGGUACCUCACGUCAAUUGGCUUUAUUCUGAUCUUGCCGAUGGAUUAGUAAUCUUCCAAUUAUAUGACAUCAUCAAGCCUGGUACAGUCAAUUGGCACAAAGUUCAUAAAAAGUUUACCAAGUUAAGAAAAUUCAUGGAGAAGUUAGAAAACUGCAAUUACGUGGUUGAACUUGGAAAACAGAUGAACUUCUCAUUGGUCGGUAUAGCAGGGCAGGACAUUAACGAUGGGAACGCGACCUUGACACUGGCUCUUAUCUGGCAACUGAUGAGGUCUUACACUCUGUCAAUUUUGACGUCGUUGACUGGUACGCAGGGGAGUACCUUGGUCGAAAAAGAAAUCGUACAAUGGGUCAAUUCUAAAUUGCAAGGAGCAGGGAAGAACAGUAGUAUCAAAAGUUUUCAGGAUUACGCGAUAUCGGAUGGUAAGGUAGUUAUCAAUUUGAUCGACGCAAUCAAACCUGGAUCUGUUAAUUAUGAUCUUGUUAAAGAGGGUGGUACAGAGGAAGAAAACCUCGACAACGCCAAAUAUGCGAUAUCCUUGGCACGAAAAUGUGGUGCUCGUGUCUAUGCGUUACCAGAAGACAUAACCGAGGUGAAACCGAAAAUGGUGAUGACCGUAUUUGCCUGUUUGAUGGCGAUGGACUACAUCCCUAAUAUGGAUUCAGUAAAGCAGCAAAAUAACGUGAAUAACAGUCAAUAAUGUCGAGCCAUAUCCUUACUGUCAUGCCGUUACUUUCCUACAGAAGAACUUUUGAUGGGGCAUUAUAUUUCCUCGUGCUCUAGGUCUCUUCCAACAGCGUAAUAAUAAUAAUAAUAUUAUUAUUAAUAUUAAUAAUAAUAAUAAUAAUAAUAAUUAUUAUUAUAUAAUAAUAAUAAUUGUAUAUACGUAGGUUAAGAUAGCUUCUUUUUCACGAUUCAUUAGGAUCAAACUUGAGAGUAGAAAAUGGAGGGACAGAGAGAGAGAAAAUAGAUGUUCGUACUGUUGCGUGUGUGUGUGUAUGUGCAUAUGCAUGCAUGCUUGUCCCUUUUUUAUAUAAAGCCAAGAGAAUCAAAAAAUGAAAACAAGAAAAACUACUACGUUAUUAUACUUGUUAGAUUUGUCAAAGGAUAGAAAUGAUUCUCUUCGUCAACAACUCUCUUAGUUAUUCAUUUGAUUUUUCGGUAUAUCUUUCGAUCGGUAAAUCAUGUCCUUCAUCUUUGCGUCGCUCCAAAUCUAAAUCAUUUAAAUAAGAGAGGAAUGUAAACUGUGAUCAAAGUGCUAUGUGCUUAAGUUAUGUCCAACUUAAAAUGAUAGGAACUUAAUUCAUUGUUUCGUCCAUCGAAGUGUAAAGGAACGAAAGUGAUUAUAAUAAUUGAAAAAUAUUUC